AUGGCCCUCACCCGCCUGCUCGCCAACCAGCGCACCCUCGCCGCCGCCCUCGCCAGCCCAGGCCCAGCCAUCGCCACCCAGAAACCAUCGAUCACCCUCCUCAGCAGCAGCAGCAACCCCACCAGACUCAGCCUCAGCCAUGCACUCAGCCACCAUCUGCCCAUCACAACCCACAGCACACUCACAACCCACGCACUCAACGCAACACUCAUCCUCAUCCACAACACAACCACCACCACCACCACCACCAUCCACCAGCCAGUCCUCAUCAUCAACGACUCAAACAACAUUAACCACUUAAACACAAUCAACAACAUCAACCACUUAAACAACAACCACUUAAACAACAACAACAACAACCACUUAAACAACAACAACAUCAACCACUUAAACAACAACAACAACAACCACUUAAACAACAACCACUUAAACAACAACCACUUAAACAACAACAACAUCAACCACUUAAACAACAACAACAUCAACCACUUAAACACAAUCAACAUCAACCACUUAAACAACAACAACAACAACCACUUAAACAACAACCACUUAAACACAAUCAACAUCAACACCCAAGCCGCUUCCGCCCAGACCCUGCUCGGCUACCGGCGCCAGCUCGCCCGGCUCCGGGACACCCUCCACCGCCACGCCCAUCCGCCCCCAGUCGACCCCCAUGCACUCCACGCCGUCAGGGCCGCCAUCGACACCGAGCUCGCCCUCUGGACGCUCCCCUUCGCCGCCGACGUCGUCGCCAACAAGGCCAUGGCCGUCCUCGAAGACGUCUUCCUCGCCGACCUCGAGCGCAAGCUCCUCUUCCGCCAAGGCCAGGUCCACGAGCUGCGUCGGGCGGCCCACGCAGUGGUCGAUGCCCUGCUCGUCGACCGCGCCCUGGCGCCCUUCCGGACCGAAGCCCUCGCCAACGCCGUCCGCCGCGCCCGCGCGGAGCCCCACGGCGCAGCGGCCGACGAGCUGGCCGCCCGCAAGCGUCUGCUAGCGGGGCCCGGCGGCCCGCUCAUGCAGCUGCAGGCCGCGGCAUCCCGCGUCCUCGCCCAGACCGCCGUCCUCGCCGCCGCCGGCAUCGGCGUCAGCCUCGCCCCGCUGCUGCCCCUCCCCGGCUUACUCCCCGGGCCAUCCGGGCUCGAGGCCGCCGCGUUCCUCGCUCUCGCCGCACUCUGGAUCGGCCAGGGACGCUGGAAACGGGCCCGGGCCCGGUUCGUGUGCGCAUUGGACACAUGGAACGCCAGCCUCGCCGCCGCCCUGCUCGCCGACCACCAGCGCCUCGGCCGCGCCUUCCGCGCCCCCGUCGCCCCUGACCAUCCCGAGGAGGGCGAAGACGAGCUGGUGGCCGCCGUCCAGAAACGCAUCGCCGCCCAACUGGCCGUGCCCAAGGACGCCCCCGUCCUGCUGCCCGACCCCGCCGACAUCGACCCCGCGGAUGUCGACGCGGACGCCGAAGGCGGCGCCAGGAGGCCCCAGACCCUCGCCCAGCUCGCGAGGCUCGUCCAGGCGCAGCUCAGACAUCUCGUCAAGGUCGUGCAGACGCAGGACGCGGGCGGCGCUGGCCACUCCGACGCUGGCCACUCCGACGCUGGCCACUCCGACGCUGGCCACUCCGACGCUGGCCACUCCGACGCUGGCCACUCCGACGCUGGCCACUCCGACUCUGGCCACUCCGACGCCGGACACUCCAACGCCAGCCCUUCCGACGCCGGCCCAAAAUAA
This is a messenger RNA of Puccinia triticina, 1725 nucleotides long. RefSeq lists its product as uncharacterized. NCBI's taxonomy places the organism in Eukaryota, Fungi, Basidiomycota, Pucciniomycetes, Pucciniales, Pucciniaceae. The record is from RefSeq and is a predicted model, not a curated record. The coding region runs from base 1 to 1725 and encodes 574 amino acids. The transcript has 4 exons.